UUCAGUGUUGGUCCAACUCUCUGCGUGAGAUCAUGUCUCUGUAGUUCCUGGCGUUCGCACCUGACGCGCUAAAGUGAGACACUCCAUCAUAAUCGCCGCAUUUUUUUGGUGUGUGUUGAUCAGCCGAGUGAUUUUUCGCGCUGGACAGUUUUGCAGAAGAAAAAAAAAGGGGAAAACAUUCGUCCUCUCAGAGACUGCCGAAGCAGUGAAGACGCGGCGGAGCCCGUGAACCGGACACAAGCCAGUGACUUCGAAUAAGAAGUUGGUGUUUUGAUGGAAUUAACGAGCUAAUUAGUGUUUUAAAAGCGAAAAUUAAAUAAUUUUUCAAAGUGCAUCUGAUGCAAUUGGUGGAAAAUUACGUAAAAGGCAAACAUAGCAUUACAAACACACUUCAUAAAAGUCAUCGGCCCAGUGAAGCCGUGCAGCCCGAGUGAAGCCAGCCAACAUAGUUGCAGUGAACGCGUCGCGAUCGCCUUAAUCGCUGGCGAUUAGGCGAAAUUUAAAACAAUAAACACCAAUAGCACACAUAAUGGAAAUAUAAUAAAGUAAAUACAGAGGGAAAAAGAGAGAGAAAAAAAAACGCGAAUGCAGUAGAAAAUGCGGACAUAAUUUAACACAUUGCCUGUGAGGAAAGUAAAAGCACCAAUUCAAUAAAUUUCCAAGUAAAUAAUAAACCAAAACACAAUAAGGAGGAAAAUAUAGGUAAUAACUCAAGUGAUAAAUGAGAGCGUAACUCUACCCAUUCUGCCCACCCAAUCGCGCAAUAAUCCGGUGUCGGUGGCCAGAGACAAGAGACAAGAGCGAGCGCCCGAGUCCAGGAAUCCCGGUGACAAGUUGUGACAAGGGUGACACUUUCCUUCCCGAGUGGCAGAGCAACUGCGUCAAAAUCGUGCUGCAGUGGUUAACGUCGGGCGGAAGCCCAUUCCCAGCAACCAAUAUUAGUGGCAUAUCGGACAUUGCGGGGGCUGACAUGACGGUCCCAGUGCAGCGUGGCUCCAUGGCCGUGCUGCAGCCCCCACGAUCCCGCUUCAUGAUCACGGACAUUCUCGCGGGCAGCGGCGGAGGCGGCGCGGCGGCCGCGGCGGCUCUGCACCACCAUCCGCUGCACCAUUCCGGCGCCGGAGGCCGCGACGGCAGUGAGGACGGCCGCUCGCCCAGUCCCGGGCCGCGGGACCUCAGCGUCACGCCCGGAAGUCGACAUCUUCAUCAUCCUGCCGACGACAGCGACAGCGACUCCAGCGGACCGCUCGACAACCACAGCGUCUGCAGCAACGGUGCCAAAGAUGAUGAUGGGAGCAUAAAGAGUGGAAUGGGCAUUGGCGGAUCAUCGGGAUUGAGUAAAAAGCAGCGAAAAGCACGAACGGCAUUCACAGAUCAUCAGCUGCAGACGCUGGAGAAGAGUUUCGAGCGACAAAAGUACUUAAGUGUUCAGGAUCGCAUGGAGUUGGCGAAUAAGUUGGGACUGAGUGACACACAAGUGAAGACAUGGUACCAAAAUCGAAGAACCAAGUGGAAGCGACAGACUGCAGUGGGAUUGGAGCUGCUGGCGGAGGCUGGCAAUUACGCCGCCUUCCAGCGCCUCUACGGCGGCCCUGCAUACCUGGGCGGGUGGCCGUAUCCAUCACAAGCUCCUCCCGGAGCGCCGCCGUCCGCCGCCGAUCUGUACUACCGCCAGGCGGCCGCCGCGGCCCUGCAGAAGCCGCUGCCGUACCGCCUGUACCCGGGCGUGCCGGGACUGGGCUCCCUGGGCAGCAUCCCCGGCCCCAGCGCCCCCUUUCCCCACCUCGCCGCCUCCAACUCGCUCUCCUCCCUCAGCAGCUACUACCAGAACAACAACAACAGCAGUAGCAACAACAACAACGGGCCCGCCAGCAAUCCCAGCGCCAACAGACGGUCGCCCAGCCCGCCGCUGAACCCCGGCAGCCCGCCGGGGCGCUCUGAGAGCAACCCCGCGUCCGACGAGGAGGACACAAUACAGGUGUGAGCGCGCCCCAAAAUGCUUUGUGAUUUUACAUUAAAAACACUGUGUAAAAAGGACGGUUAAUUACAACUUAAAUGUAACUUAACAUUUACUAAAAAGAAAGAAAAACUUAAUGUGGUAAGCGAGAGAGGUGGGCAAAAAUGUACAGGAAUUGAGAUUCAAGCAGGAGAGUUUGGAAGAAGGACAAAAGAAUAAAUUUUCUACGAAAAUUUCCUUUAUUGGCAAAGCAAUGUCAGUGAGAUGGAAAAAUGAGGCUCACUGAAAAUUACUCUAAUAGACUCUGACCGAAUAGAAAAUACUCAAGCAACAAAUCCAUCAGUAUAAUUUGUAGAUAAAUCUUUCCGUGUGUUUUUUUUUCAACUCUUAGUUGACAAAUUAUUUUGUCAUUUAGCUAUCAUCAACUGCGGAUAUUACAAAUAAAGCAGCGCAUUUAACAGAAUUGUUUUAUACCUCCCAAAUUUCUUUAUACACAUCAAACCAAUAGCCUGAUUUUAGUUGGACAACAACAAUGUUUUUUUUUGCAACAGACCAUCAAACACAAACCCAAUAAACUCGUGAGAUCAACAAGCAGUAUUAUUGAGAGAAUCAACUACAAAGUUCUUGCAUAUUUAGAUAAAUGAAGAAAAAGUGAAGAGUGUGAAGUGUAUACUAACUUAGACGAAAAAAAGGAGUAUAUAAAGUAAAGUAGGUAAUAACCUUUUGUAAUUACAAACUAUUCGUUUUGUAUUAGGGGUGAAAUGCAGGGUGAAGAAAUGUUUAAGACACACACUUUGGCAGUUCUCAAGUUUCCUUUCAAUUUUUGCAAAAAAAAUGGCUAAAAGAAGAAGAAAAAACUACCCUGACCUCUCCAAUUUUUUAGUACAGAAGACACUCAAGACCCUUAAACUAAAUGAAAUGAUGUCAGAAGGCAGAAUAGGUGAAGACAUAAAGUAAGAUUUUUGUACACAAUCCCCAAAGAAGACAUAUUUUUAUGUAUAUUUAGUGACAGACUUUUGACUUCAGAGAAAUGGAGAUAUUAAACUGGAGCGAGUGUAACGCAAAUUUUAGAGUAUAUAAAAAAAAUAGUAGACGUACUAAUUGCUAAAUGGAGAAAAAUAUUUUAAAUGAAGCAAAAAAAAAAAUGAUAUUCCUUGUAAAAACGAUACAAAAUGAUGAAUUAUAGUGGAAGUUAUGAAGUUUCGCAAUAGGUUUUCCUUUCCCCCCCUUUAACUUUUCCAUAUUUUGUGUACCUCUCGAGGAAAUAAUAUGCAAAAGGUUUUAAGAGAAAUAUUAUUUAUUAGUUGAAAAAAAGUGAGAUGAAGCGUAUAUUUUAUUUUGAGAAGAUAUGCGAUGCAAUUGAUGACACCACGUAAUGAAAAUUUAUGUUUAUAUAGACGUGAAUGUAAGAAAAAUUUAAAAUGACGUAUAAAUAAAAGGCAUAUAACAAA
Messenger RNA from Phlebotomus argentipes, 3408 nucleotides. RefSeq names its product homeobox protein B-H1-like. Gene Ontology annotation, cellular component: nucleus. The record is from RefSeq and is a predicted model, not a curated record. The transcript has 3 exons. Gene Ontology annotation, molecular function: RNA polymerase II transcription regulatory region sequence-specific DNA binding; DNA-binding transcription factor activity, RNA polymerase II-specific. Bases 971 to 1984 code for a protein of 337 amino acids. Lineage: Eukaryota; Metazoa; Arthropoda; Insecta; Diptera; Psychodidae. Gene Ontology annotation, biological process: regulation of transcription by RNA polymerase II.